Molecule: messenger RNA, 5015 nt
Organism: Anguilla rostrata (American eel)
Lineage: Eukaryota; Metazoa; Chordata; Actinopteri; Anguilliformes; Anguillidae
Gene: hcn1
Product: potassium/sodium hyperpolarization-activated cyclic nucleotide-gated channel 1
Exons: 8
Coding region: 169-2877 (902 amino acids)
Biological process (GO): sodium ion transmembrane transport; regulation of membrane depolarization; potassium ion transmembrane transport
Cellular component (GO): HCN channel complex; membrane; dendrite
Molecular function (GO): voltage-gated potassium channel activity
Source: RefSeq, a predicted model, not a curated record
CAGCCAGGUUCACCAGAACUCCCUGUCUCAGUUUGCAGCAUUCGCAACGGAGGCAGCGAAGCUGAGCGGUUGAAGGACAUCAAAUGAAACAGGAGAGCUUUCAGCGGGUCCUCUUGAGUUCUGCACGGAGCCCGUCUUCCGAACUAGGGGACCGCAGUGUCUGAAACCAUGGAAGAUAAAUCAAAUUCAUUCUCCAGCAACAAAGACGAAAAAACGGAUGGGAAUAAUGUAUUCCAGAGGCAAGACUCGAUACAGAAGAAUAACAUGGGAAGCCAGAAUAUGAAAGAGCACAGCAACUCUGUUGGCUUCAAGGGUGAUCGGGAAGAAGCCAUGGUUGGUUUCGACGAUCUUGAUGGGGCAUCACGGCAAUACGGCUUUAUGCAGCGGCAAUUCGGGGCAAUGAUGCAGCCCGGUGUCAAUAAGUUCUCCCUGCGAAUGUUCGGCAGUCAGAAAGCAGUGGAGAAAGAACAAGAAAGGGUUCAAACGGCAGGAUACUGGAUCAUUCACCCAUAUAGCGAUUUUAGGUUUUACUGGGACUUGAUAAUGCUCAUCAUGAUGAUGGGGAAUCUAAUCAUCAUUCCUGUUGGAAUAACCUUCUUUUCGGAGCAAACCACCACCACCUGGUUAGUGUUCAACGUAGCCUCGGACACCAUCUUCCUGGUGGACCUGGUCAUGAACUUCAGAACAGGGAUUGUCAAUGAAGAGAGCUCUGAGAUCAUCCUGGACCCAAAGGUGAUCAAGAUGAACUAUCUGAAGAGCUGGUUUGUGGUCGACUUCCUCUCGUCCAUACCAGUGGAUUAUAUCUUUCUAAUAGUGGAGAAAGGUUUUGACUCCGAAGUGUACAAGACUGCCCGAGCGCUUCGCAUCGUGAGGUUUACUAAAAUCCUUAGUCUUCUGCGUCUUUUGAGGCUUUCUCGACUAAUCAGAUACAUUCACCAGUGGGAAGAGAUUUUUCAUAUGACGUACGACUUGGCCAGUGCUGUGGUAAGAAUAUUUAAUCUCAUUGGAAUGAUGCUACUUCUUUGCCACUGGGACGGUUGUCUCCAGUUCCUGGUACCACUUCUUCAAGAUUUUCCUCCAGAUUGCUGGGUGUCGCUAAACGGUAUGGUUAACGACUCCUGGGGUAAGCAGUACUCCUACGCCCUCUUCAAAGCCAUGAGCCACAUGCUGUGCAUCGGGUACGGAGCCCGCGCGCCCGUCAGCAUGUCCGACCUGUGGAUCACCAUGCUGAGCAUGAUUGUGGGAGCCACCUGCUAUGCCAUGUUCGUGGGCCACGCCACGGCCCUCAUCCAAUCACUGGACUCCUCUCGGAGGCAGUACCAAGAAAAGUACAAGCAAGUGGAGCAAUACAUGUCCUUUCAUAAGCUCCCAGCGGACAUGCGGCAGAAGAUUCACGAUUACUAUGAGCACCGUUACCAGGGCAAGAUAUUUGAUGAAGACAACAUCUUGAGUGAGCUGAAUGAUCCAUUGAAAGAGGAGAUUGUAAACUUCAACUGCCGGAAGCUUGUGGCCACGAUGCCACUGUUCGCCAACGCUGACCCCAACUUUGUAACUGGCAUGCUGAGCAAGCUGAAGUUUGAGGUGUUCCAGCCCAAUGACUACAUCAUCCGCGAGGGGACUGUUGGGAAGAAGAUGUAUUUCAUUCAGCAUGGUGUUGCAAGCGUCAUCACCAAGCUGAACAAGGAGAUGAAGCUGACUGAUGGAUCUUAUUUUGGAGAAAUAUGUCUGCUAACGAAAGGCCGUCGCACAGCCAGCGUCCGGGCCGACACCUACUGCCGCCUCUUCUCCCUGUCCGUCGACCAUUUCAACGAGGUGCUGGAGGAGUACCCAAUGAUGCGACGCGCCUUCGAGACCGUGGCCAUCGACCGGCUUGACCGCAUUGGGAAGAAGAACUCAUUGCUGCUGCAGAAGUUCCAGAAGGACCUGAAUGCCGGAGUGUUCAACACGCAGGAAAACGAGAUAUUGAAGCAGAUUAUCCGUCAGGACAGGGAGAUGGUGAUGAUGGUGGACCGCAAGCAGUCGGUCACGGGGAUGAACUCCACCCCGAUCUCUGGAAACUCCAUCAUUAACUCCCCGGCCCAGCCACCGUACGCCGCCACCCUCGGAAACAACCAGCUCCAGCAGUCCGCCCCGUUGACCUACAGCACCUCGGCCAACAUCGCCCAAGUGUCCCGCGUCAUCCCCGCCUCGGCCCAGGCCGCCUUCGCCGCCCCCAGCGUUCCCCACGGCAACGUCAACUCCCCGUCCCCCAACCCUCAGCAGCAGCAGGGAGCCAUCAUGUCGCCGUGCUCCUUCACGGCGGCCGUGUGCAGCCCCCCGGUGCAGACCCCGCUGACGGGCCGCACCUUCCAGUACGGCUCGCCCACCGCCUCUCAGCUGUCCCUCGCCCAGCAGCCGCUGGCCCCGCCCCCGUCGCAGCUGCCUGCGCAGCCGCCAGCGCAGCAGCAGGCCCCGCAGCAGCCACAGCCGCAGCCAGCGGGGUCCCCCCAGAGGAGCGACAUCCACAAGAGCGCUCAGGCCCUGCAUUCGGGCAGCCUGAGCCGAGACGUGCGCCAUCUCUCCGCCUCCCAGCCCUCGCUGCCCCACGAGACGUCGCUGGUGUCCAGGCCGCACCCCACGUCCGGCGAAUCCCUGGCCUCCAUACCCCCGCCGGCGGCCGCAGCGCAGGCCGCAGGAGUCCAGCAGAGCGGGAUCAGAGCCAACGUCCCGCAGCGGGUCAGCCUGUUCCGGCAGAUGUCGUCCGGAGCCCUGCCGCCGGUCCGCGCAGCGCCCCCCGCUGUCCAGCACAGGGAUUCAACGGGCUCCAGAAGAGAGUCCACAGUCUUAAGCAGUACAGAGACCGAGCAAGACAAGAUGCGGUUCGCAUCGAAUUUAUGAUCCCGUUUUCCUUUUUUUAAUUUUAUGUUUUAAUUCAUUUUUAUGGAGAUGCAACAAAGAAGUGAAAUUGAAAAAAAGAAAAAAAUGACUUGAAUAUUUUUUCUCCAAUUUCUUUGGGAAAAAAAAUGACCCAGUAGAUAUCCUGUACAGACGUGCCCUUGUAUUAUAUUUUAGACACAUUUCCCUUCAACUUAAGAAUGUAUAUUAUAAAAAUAUAGAAGUGUAAAUCCAACUAGAAUAUUUGGCAUUGACUAUUUAAAACUACAGUAUAAACACUAGUCUUCCUCUGAAAUAUAUGAUGAAUAUUUUUUUUGGUUUGUUUGUCUUUUUGUUUUUGUAACUGGAAUGCAACAUGAAUCCUAACCUUGACUUUUGGAAAUGUAUCUCUUUUUUUGUGUGGAUCUAAGAGAAGCAGAAGAAAAGAAAGUAAACAACUCCUCAAGUGCAUCAGUUUUCUCAUCACUGUGGAAACAAUAAGCAACCUAGUGGAAACUGUCAAAAGCACAUGGAAUAAUACACUUAUACUCUGUGAAUUUGAGAACCUCACUUUAUCAUUCAAAUCACUGCAGAUUAAAACAAGGUGAAUGGUAAAUAACUUCCUGCAAUACUUCUUGUCAAGGGGAUGCCCUCAGUUACUGGUCCACCAAGACCAUGGCAGUGUUAUGGGUCCAAAGGGAAUUAAUUAUUUGCUGCUUUUUUGAUUCUAAGAUGAUGGUUUGGGAUGACAAAGUAGAAUGGAUGAUGCUCUUUUUUCUAUUCCUUAUUUCAGAAAAGGAUGGACACUAUGAAAUGUUACUUAAUAAAUAUGUGUACAUUUAUAAUAUUUAUAAACUUACAAAAUAUCCCCAUUAUGCAAUAGACUGUGAUAUAAAAAUUAUCUAUGUGUGUAUGUAAAUAGUUUUGUAGAUCUAGUAUUUACGGAUCCUGUGUGUUGCAUUCUCAAUCAUGACAAUGUCUUAUUUCUAACAGGAACAUGGUAUCAUCUGUAUAUAAAUAUAAGUAAACUGUAGAAUGAAACCCAAAUAAAAAAAUGCUCAAAAUAAUUAGAGAUAUGCAAACCUUAAUGCAAUUGCUAGCAUUAAAAAAAAAAACAGAAGCAUGCAAAUUCAUGUUCUUGUAAAAACCAAAAAUGUAUAAUAUUUUGGUUUAAUCAAUGUAAGGCCCACUGUGGAAAAUGUUUUGUCUGAUAAAAAUAUAUAUUUGUGGGAUUCAAAGUGAAGUAGUUUCAAACUAAUUGGACAUCAAACCAUUGGACAUCAGAUAAAUUAUAACAGACAAAGAAAGUCACAUUAAAACAAAUAAAAAAUUCUAAAUACAGUUAAAUGACAGUUAUGCCAAUGUUAUUUUUAUGUUGUACAACAUUUUAGACUGUAUGAAAUUAUGACCAUUUUAUAAUCAUUUAUAAUAAUCAGUAUACAUCCAUAAAUCCAGGUUUAAAUCCAUUGGAAUUCUGAAAAUUGCUGUUAUCUGCAUUUACGCAUCACUCUGCACUCAGUAUAAUUUUUAAGGUAUUUGUCUGAAAAAUCUAAUCUUUUCAAUUUGAUCGUAUGAAUUCAAGGCAUCUCAAAAAGCAAAACAAAAAAAGAAUUCCCCAAAGUUUCAUUUAAAAAAGAAAAUGUGAUUCUGUCAUUUACAGGGAUGUUUCCUCUGUCCCUUCAAACAGAGAAAAUUGUAGUGAUACAUAAGAAAAAUAAUUAACCAAAAUACAGUUUACAUUUAAGUCACCACAGGGGCAAACACAGCUGGCUUGCAUUAAGGUUUCUAUCUCUCACAUGUCCAUCCAUCGUACAGUAUGAGCGUCUAUAUACACCGAGCCGACAUGGUCCAAUGGGUCUAUCAUGUUGGCAAAAUCAUGGGGUCAGUUUGACAUAGGCAGCCUUUAGCUAAAUCAUUUUGUUAGGGUGCAUAUAAACACAUUUACAUUGAAUGUAUUUGUUCAUCAGUAGCUAGCCUGUUUACCCAAGACAUCAAGAACCACAAUUAAGUGACCAGACCUCUACGAUUAGUUUCAAGGUUAGUUAAAAACUUUAGCUUUAAAUAUAAAUGUAGGUUUUGAUCUUUAAAAUACAGUGGGUGACUACAAAUGCAUAUUAUGCAUAUACUUUUUUAGUUUUCUUUUAGUUUACAUAUCAUCAUUU